AUGAAUGCGACCGAGUUUAUUUUGGAGAAUGUGGAGUACUUCAGAGUGAUCUAUGGAGUCCCAAUGCUUGUUACGACAACUAUUUCGACGGUUGUUCAUGCUGCUGUUAUUAAUGUAACCGAUUCUUUAGACUUCCACUGUUAUUUUGUUGACCAUGUUUGCAAACAAAUUGACGAAGACUAAAGCUUAACAAUUCUCUGAAAGUUGGGUUGUUUCACAUUGGUUACUGCAAAAAAUAUAAUAACGAUUAUUUCAGGCCAUAAUUCGGCUCAAACUUCACCGAAAGAGCCCUGUAUUUCGCCUGAUGUUCACCAUCGAAUUGAAUGCGUUUUUGCAAAUAUUUCUGUUCAUGUUCUUCAGCAGUGUCUCAGUUUUUGACAUCAAUGCGCCUUAUUUUUUGUUAAAAGUAAGUGCUGUGUUCUUUUGUCCUUAAAGCGCUCUUGUUCCAACUGAAAACCAAGUAUUCUUUCUCUUGACGGAAAGUCCGCAAGACUAGGGCGAUUCCAGCGCGUUGGUGCUCGAAAGAGGCACAGAAGAAGGCUGUCCGAACAUUGCACUUUUUCCUGUUUUUAGCGCAAUGUUUGAUUAAUAAAUUAUGAUCGCCUAAAUUAUUCAUUAUUACCAUGAAGUUUUUGAGGUUACAGAUCAAGCUACAAAGCGCUUUACUAAUGGAAUUUAUAAGUUUCAAAGGCUGAUAAAUCACUGUUUUUUCCUUUUUCAGCCUCUAUCCAUUGCCAUGACGAACCUCUUGCUGACCAUGUCUUGCCAACAAAUUUGUCUAACUUUUGAGCGGAUUUGGGCAUUAAAAGACGUCUACAGUAAGACCAAGAUUUCAAUGACCAAAAUCAACAUUAUCAUUUUGUUUUGCUGGCUGACGGCUUCGUUUCUACAGUCGCUGUAUUUCACAACAACCAAUGAUUAUGUUUGGUAUCGGCACUUACUUCAGUUCAAGAAGUUCUGCUGUGAUAAUGAGUUCGUAUUCUUCACGGAGAACCUGAGAAAAGUGGGCUCGGUCUGCGAGGUCACCGGCAAUGUUAUUGUCAUCGGACUCAUCUUUUACCAUGUAAGUUGAUUUCAAAAAUUUAAGCGGCAGUUUUGAGAUAAUACUUUUGCUUUUUUGAGCAAAUUAAAAAAUCAAGUUUUGUAUCAGUCGAAUCAAAAAUUUGUGGACGUGUGAAGGCUAUGCAAUUCUCACCUGUUUUCUGCAAAAAAAAUUAACCCACUUUAUCCGCAUAACUUUUCAGAAACGUCAUUACAAAACUGGCUCUCUUCCCCGAGAAUUCGAGGUCCGUCUGAUUAUUCAAAACAUGAGUUUAUCCAUUUUGUUACUCUUCCCAACUAACUAUGUCACCCUCACCAAUACGGGUAUUCCAUUUAUCGUUCAUUUCGUUCAGUUUGCUUGGAUUGUUGUCUUGUCAGCGCAGCCAAUUUUGCUGAUUUUAUCGGAUGUGUAAGUAUGAUUUUUGAAUAUUAUUUCAAGCCCUGAUUACAGACGAAUUUGGAGAUAUUGCCUUAAUUUUUUUGAAAUUGGAAGGCGCUCAAACCAACACUCUACAACGACUAUAUCGGUGAUGUCAAGGAAAUGA
Messenger RNA from Bursaphelenchus xylophilus (pine wood nematode), 1586 nucleotides. Lineage: Eukaryota; Metazoa; Nematoda; Chromadorea; Rhabditida; Aphelenchoididae. The record is from the annotation of a GenBank genome assembly.